AUGGGUGAAGAUAAAGACCGCCGACGGAGAUCACGUUCUAGAGAACGACGUAGGACUCGCUCCCGGUCUAGAGAUCGCCGAGAAAAGAGAAAAAGCAAGUCAAGAUCACCAUCGAAGCGAUCACGUCGCCGCAAGCCUUCUCUUUACUGGGAUGUACCACCACCGGGUUUCGAACACAUUACGCCAUUGCAGUAUAAAGCUAUGCAGGCUGCCGGUCAGAUUCCAGCAAACAUUGUGGCGGACACUCCGCAAGCAGCUGUUCCAGUUGUGGGAUCCACUAUAACACGUCAAGCGCGGCGAUUAUAUGUGGGAAACAUACCGUUUGGUGUGACAGAAGAAGAAACUAUGGAGUUUUUCAACCAACAGAUGCAUCUUUCUGGGUUGGCACAAGCUGCUGGCAAUCCAGUUCUGGCGUGUCAAAUCAAUCUCGAUAAAAAUUUUGCUUUUCUUGAGUUUAGAUCUAUUGAUGAAACUACCCAAGCUAUGGCGUUUGAUGGAAUAAACUUUAAAGGACAGAGUUUGAAAAUUCGUCGUCCUCAUGACUACCAGCCGAUGCCUGGAACUGAAAAUCCAUCUAUUAAUGUGCCUGCGGGUGUCAUAAGUACAGUUGUUCCAGAUUCACCACAUAAAAUAUUUAUUGGUGGUCUUCCUAAUUAUCUUAAUGAGGACCAGGUGAAGGAACUUCUGAUGUCCUUUGGACAAUUGAGAGCCUUCAAUCUCGUAAAGGAUUCUUCCACGGGUCUCAGCAAAGGAUAUGCAUUUGCUGAAUAUGUUGAUAUAACAAUGACAGAUCAGGCUAUUGCUGGUCUUAAUGGAAUGCAACUUGGAGACAAGAAAUUAAUUGUGCAGAGAGCAAGUAUUGGUGCGAAGAAUUCAACAUUAGCUAUGACGGGUGCGGCUCCUGUUACUCUACAAGUAGCUGGUUUGACCUUAGCCGGAGCUGGUCCGCCCACGGAAGUACUGUGCUUGUUGAACAUGGUCACGCCAGACGAACUGCGCGAUGAAGAAGAAUAUGAGGAUAUCCUUGAAGACAUCAAAGAGGAAUGUAACAAAUAUGGCUGUGUACGCAGUAUAGAAAUACCACGACCCAUAGAGGGUGUGGAUGUACCAGGUUGUGGAAAGGUAUUCGUUGAAUUUAAUAGUAUUGCUGAUUGUCAGAAGGCGCAACAAACACUCACAGGGCGAAAAUUCAGUAAUAGGGUCGUAGUAACCUCUUACUUUGAUCCUGACAAAUAUCAUAGAAGAGAAUUUUAA
This is a messenger RNA of Pieris macdunnoughi, 1254 nucleotides long. The record is from the annotation of a GenBank genome assembly. Lineage: Eukaryota; Metazoa; Arthropoda; Insecta; Lepidoptera; Pieridae.